AUGUGGAAGUCAAAGCAGGACUCCAGAAGAUCCCAGUGCUUCCCUCCCAUCUGCGACACUGGUAAUUUAAGCCAGUGGAGACUGAUCGAGGGUACUAGAGCAACAGACGCUAAGGACUUAAAGAAGAAGUUGCUGACCACUCAUCCUAGAACUCGAAAAGCCGUGGCCUCGAGCUCGUAUGAAGGCAGACAUAGGUUCCUGGAAGUGGAAGAACAGCUGCAGCAUACGGACCGUUCUCGGACCUCCGCAGUUCGCGGCACAAUGCACAAUUAG
Nezara viridula (southern green stink bug) is the source of this 273-nucleotide messenger RNA. The record is from the annotation of a GenBank genome assembly. Lineage: Eukaryota; Metazoa; Arthropoda; Insecta; Hemiptera; Pentatomidae.